Cylicostephanus goldi is the source of this 267-nucleotide messenger RNA. Lineage: Eukaryota; Metazoa; Nematoda; Chromadorea; Rhabditida; Strongylidae. The record is from the annotation of a GenBank genome assembly.
AUGUCAAAUACGGCGGAUCCAUCUUUGGCACCAGAGCCAAGUGGAGCAGCUGCCCAGAUGUCCAGGGAGGAAUAUGAUCUUUCACUGGCAGAGGUCAAUGCGGUGAUAUCGACCGGCGUGGAUUUCGGACUCCAGCCCAAGAACAGAAUGCUUAACUUCAGCCACCAAGCCAAGUUUUCUUGCAUUGCGCUUAGCCCGUCAGAACUCAAUUUAUCCGUGGUGUCCGCCCUGACACCACCGCUGGAUUAUGCCUCAGAUAAGGAGUAG